This is a messenger RNA of Cantharellus anzutake, 1765 nucleotides long. RefSeq lists its product as uncharacterized. NCBI's taxonomy places the organism in Eukaryota, Fungi, Basidiomycota, Agaricomycetes, Cantharellales, Hydnaceae. The record is from RefSeq and is a predicted model, not a curated record. Bases 120 to 1592 code for a protein of 490 amino acids. The transcript has 4 exons.
CAGUGACCCGUGCAAGUACCCCCAGACCGUUUCAUGCAGGCCCUUCUUCGACCUCUUCGCACGGCGUUUACAUCAACCUACUGUCCGACCAGCAUUCUGAUGACGAAGACAUAGUGUAUAUGGGCACUCAGCACCAGCCUUCUAAUCUUAUCCUUCCAGGAGCGCACGGUAACUCAUCCGACUUUGUUGAUUUAUCCAGUCAUCCAGACCCGCCACACCUCCAUGCUCGUUCCAUGCCAGAUCCCCGACACCGUUUGACAAGACCACAGAACUUCUCUGAGCCAGGGAGUGCAGGAUCCGGACAUAUUCCUCCACCCCAGGCACUGAGGCGGAUUGUCAAUUCACCGCCGCCCCUACCACCCACUCGUCAGGCUGCUUCCAUCCGACAAUCACGCCCUGGUGGUGCGAUUCUUACCUCAAGGUCACGCGCCACUGGCCGCCGUCACUAUGCUUUCCGGUUUCCCACCUACGAUGAGCCAGAGGAUAUGCGUGGUCCAGCAGACAAUGGAGACUGGGGCAAUGGAUGGCUUGGAAUGAUGGCCAACGGUUACAAUGAUGGCUUUGGCGCACUGUACCACGGAAUUCACGCUUUCUUUGAUAACAUCAGAUGGGUGGGGCCUGUCGGUGGUGCUGAGGCUGCCGAAGUACCAAAGUUUGAGGAGAGGUUCAUUCAUAACGGGCGAUUACCGCGCAAGGGCUUUACGUAUGACUUUGAUCGCUUUGGGCCGGACGCAUCGUCGUCUAGCAGCCGUUCACGUUCUCCUGCUGUAGCUGAUUCCGUUUUAGACCCUGAUGGAAAAAAGCUCAAGCGUAGAGCCAUCUCCAAGCCAGAACCUGCGGUGAUUGACCUUGAUGCGCUCCCUGAUUCAGAGGAAUCUGGUUCCUCGUCCCUUCCAACAGUCAUAUGCGCGGGAUGCGAUAAGCCACUGAUGCAAGGCCUCGACGGCGAUGAUCGAAUAUGGGGUCUUCGCUGUGGUCAUUUAAUAUGUGGAGGCUGUUUAACGCGUGUUGGAAGGCCACCUCCUCCCGAACAACCCACCGCCGUACAGCUCCUCAUCGGUGGGGCUGACAAGCUGCUGGAGGAAGCUCGCAGCGAAUGCGCGCAAGGGAAAGGCAAGGCCAUUGAGCUUGAUCAACACCCACAUGAACCUGCCAAAUUCCCUUUGCUAGAGGAUGCUGUUGACCAUGAUCACUCUUCUGUCGUACCCGUUUCUACCACUUAUCCACGUCCCAUUGGUAUGCGACUUCGCACUUUUGGCAACAACAGCCUAAGAGAAACCAUUGAUUCCUCCUAUUCUCCCCUCAACCCUAUUGACCUCGCUUCUGGCGACAAUAAUCUGGGAGAAGCCACCGAUUCCUCUUAUUCUCUCUCGACGACACGCGGUCGGGGACGAGGCAGAGGCAGAGGCCGAGGGAGAGCUGUAACGAAAGGCAAAGGGCGCGCGAUUCCAAGAGAAUGGACCUAUCACUGUCCGGUAGAGGAUUGCCGGAAGGCGCAUGUCAGAGUUGUUAAGUUGGGUGACACGAAUGUACUUGGACAAGAGGAAUGGGUUCCACAUGCUGAUAUGGGAGAGAUUGCCGUUUACAUUUAAAUAUUAGCGCUCGUUGAAGUUCUGUUUAAUGCAACUUUUGAUUUGUGAUAUAGUUCGGAUGUGAGAUGAUACUUCUGCAUUAUUCUCCUGCGACCUAAGCCUUGUAUGCACCUAAAUAACCUGUUUGGACUCGUUGAUACAGUAAUGCAUGGGUUAACCCCACCUUGAUGUCA